Molecule: messenger RNA, 1038 nt
Organism: Orycteropus afer afer
Lineage: Eukaryota; Metazoa; Chordata; Mammalia; Tubulidentata; Orycteropodidae
Gene: PNPLA3
Product: patatin like phospholipase domain containing 3
Biological process (GO): lipid homeostasis; triglyceride catabolic process
Cellular component (GO): lipid droplet; cytoplasm; membrane
Molecular function (GO): triacylglycerol lipase activity
Source: RefSeq, a predicted model, not a curated record
AUGUACGACCCCGAGGUCGGCUGGCACCUGUCCUUCGCGGGCAGCGGCUUCCUGGGCUUCUACUACUUAGGGGUGAUCCGCUGCAUGAACGAGCGCGCCCCGCACCUCCUCCGGGACGCCCGCAAGUUCUACUGCUCGUCGUCCGGCACGUUGUUCUGCGCCACCCUCCUCGCGGGGAUACCUCUGGACCGGCUUGCCCAGCUCUUCGUGGCCUUUAACCAGCACGCCAGGAGGUAUAACUUUGGGAGCCUUCACCUGUCCUUCAACAUAGCCAACUUCAUCCGGGACCUACUGCACACACAUCUCCCAGCCAACAUCCACCAGCUCGUCUCAGGCAAAAUGUGCGUCUCGCUCACCAGGGUGUCCGACGGGGAGAACGUGCAGGUGUCUGACUUCCAGUCUAAAGACGAAGUCGUGGAUGCCUUGGUCUGUUCCUGCUUCCUCCCCUUCUUCUCUGGCUUCAUCCCCCCUACCUUCAGAGGCGUGGGGAUUGGAGAGAUGUGCGUCCGAGGCUAUCUGGACACCGUCCGCUUCUUGGAAGAGAAGGUGCGCCUCACCAUCCUGCCCUGGGAUGAGAGCAUCCUGGACAUCCUCUCCCCCAGGCUCUUCAUAGUGCUGUGUGAAACCCUCAAGGACAGAGGGGGAUACCUGAGCAGGCUUUGCAACUUUUUCCCGGUCUGGAUGUUGUCCUGCCUGCUGCGGCUCUGUGCCCUGCCUGUGGUGGCCACGAUCGCCGUGGUCCAGAGGCUGGUCAUGUGGCUUCCAGAUAUUCAUGAAGACCUCAAGUGGCUUCAGUGGGCUGUCUCUCACGUCUGUUCUCGAGUGGUGAGGGGUCUACUCCCCACAUCCAGCCGCAAGUACAGGUGUCUGGCUCCGGGUCGCAGUCACACAGAUCCGCUACCCACGUGCCAACAGCUUCGCAGGCGUCAUUGGGCGUUCUGCGCUUGCGCCGACUCGAGGCCGCUGGGCUUCCGGCGUCGGUGGAAGAUCCUGGUCACAGGCUCAGGAGGACCAAUGAACGGAGGUGUCCGAGGCUAA